Molecule: messenger RNA, 483 nt
Organism: Selaginella moellendorffii
Lineage: Eukaryota; Viridiplantae; Streptophyta; Lycopodiopsida; Selaginellales; Selaginellaceae
Exons: 2
Coding region: 71-406 (111 amino acids)
Biological process (GO): systemic acquired resistance
Molecular function (GO): fatty acid binding
Source: RefSeq, a predicted model, not a curated record
CCUCGUUUGGAUCCAUCCAUUCAUCGUCUCCAGUUCGAGCGCGCUGGUCAUUGCUGAUCGGAGGAAGAAGAUGGCGCCGGUGAAGAUCGGAGUGGUCUUGGCUGUGGUGGCGCUGCUGGCGGCCAUUGCUGGGCGCGUGGAGGCGGCGCAGUGCAAUGGCAGCCCGGCGAUGCUGGCCAGCUGCCUGCCCGCGACGCAGAGCAGCACCUCGUACCCGGGCGCGCAGUGCUGCUCCUCCCUCACGCGCUUCCGCGGCAACCCCGACUGCCUGUGCUCCACCAUGCUCACCGCGCGCCAGCAGUUCACCUUCUCCGUCCCCAACGCCUUCACCAUCCCCGAGCGCUGCGGCUACGCCAACGAGAUCCCGCCGCACUACAAGUGUGGAAACUACGUUGUGGGGCACUGAGCGAGCGAGGAGAGCACUGUUCUAUGUACGCUGAUCAAUGUUUACAAUAUAUAUAUAUAUACUCUGGUUUCCUGUCA